Molecule: messenger RNA, 2593 nt
Organism: Marmota monax (woodchuck)
Lineage: Eukaryota; Metazoa; Chordata; Mammalia; Rodentia; Sciuridae
Gene: Abce1
Product: ATP binding cassette subfamily E member 1
Exons: 19
Coding region: 227-2122 (631 amino acids)
Biological process (GO): translational initiation; ribosomal subunit export from nucleus; translational termination
Molecular function (GO): iron ion binding; ATP hydrolysis activity; ATP binding
Source: RefSeq, a predicted model, not a curated record
CGUCCUUAUGGCUAACGCGAGGCGGCGGCUAGGCACCGCCAUUUUGGCCGAUGGCCGCAGGAACACGCUCCCUGGCUGAGACGUGAAGGCAAAAGCUGUCUUGGCCUGUGCACUCCCCACCACAAGGGGAUCGCUUUCUCCAGGCACUGGUCCAGUCACUGGAACAAACAAAAAUCCCUUUCCUCUUGAUGAUGGAGUACAUUCUAUUUGGAGAGGAGAAAAAUGCAUGUGGAGAGAGAGGGAGAAUAUAGAGAGAACCACAUAUGCAUUUAUACAAUACAUAUACACUAGAAGAGCUGGAUAUUCUUACUUUGUUACAAUUAUGGCAGACAAAUUAACAAGAAUUGCUAUUGUUAACCAUGACAAGUGUAAACCUAAGAAAUGUCGACAGGAGUGCAAAAAAAGUUGUCCUGUGGUUCGAAUGGGAAAAUUAUGCAUAGAGGUUACUCCCCAGAGCAAAAUAGCAUGGAUUUCUGAAACUCUUUGUAUUGGUUGUGGUAUUUGUAUUAAGAAAUGCCCCUUUGGCGCCUUAUCAAUUGUCAACUUACCAAGCAACUUGGAAAAAGAAACAACACAUCGAUAUUGUGCCAAUGCCUUCAAACUUCACAGGUUGCCUAUUCCUCGCCCAGGUGAAGUUUUGGGAUUAGUUGGAACUAAUGGUAUUGGAAAGUCGACUGCUUUAAAAAUUUUAGCAGGAAAGCAAAAGCCAAACCUUGGAAAGUAUGAUGAUCCUCCUGACUGGCAGGAGAUACUGACAUAUUUCCGGGGAUCUGAAUUACAAAAUUACUUUACCAAAAUUCUAGAAGAUGACCUAAAGGCCAUUAUCAAACCUCAGUAUGUAGACCAGAUUCCCAAGGCUGCAAAGGGGACAGUGGGGUCUAUUUUGGACCGAAAGGAUGAAACAAAGACACAGGCAAUUGUAUGUCAACAACUCGAUUUAACCCACCUAAAAGAACGAAAUGUUGAAGAUCUUUCAGGAGGAGAGUUGCAGAGAUUUGCUUGUGCUGUCGUUUGCAUACAGAAAGCUGAUAUUUUCAUGUUUGAUGAGCCUUCUAGUUACCUAGAUGUCAAGCAGCGUUUAAAGGCUGCUAUUACUAUCCGAUCUUUAAUAAAUCCAGAUAGAUAUAUCAUUGUGGUGGAGCAUGACCUAAGUGUAUUAGACUAUCUCUCUGACUUCAUCUGCUGUUUAUAUGGUGUACCGAGUGCUUAUGGUGUUGUCACUAUGCCUUUUAGUGUAAGAGAAGGCAUAAACAUUUUUUUGGAUGGCUAUGUGCCAACAGAAAACUUGAGAUUCCGAGAUGCAUCGCUUGUUUUUAAAGUGGCUGAGACAGCAAAUGAAGAAGAAGUUAAAAAGAUGUGUAUGUAUAAAUAUCCGGGUAUGAAGAAAAAGAUGGGAGAGUUUGAGCUAGCAAUUGUAGCUGGAGAGUUCACAGAUUCUGAAAUCAUGGUGAUGCUGGGGGAAAAUGGUACAGGUAAAACGACCUUUAUCAGAAUGCUUGCUGGAAGACUUAAACCUGAUGAAGGAGGAGAAGUGCCAGUUCUAAAUGUCAGUUAUAAGCCACAGAAAAUCAGUCCCAAAUCAACUGGAAGUGUUCGCCAGUUGUUACAUGAAAAGAUAAGAGAUGCUUACACUCAUCCGCAAUUUGUGACUGAUGUGAUGAAGCCUCUGCAGAUUGAAAACAUCAUUGAUCAAGAGGUGCAGACAUUAUCUGGUGGUGAACUGCAGCGAGUGGCUUUAGCUCUUUGUUUGGGCAAACCUGCUGAUGUCUAUUUAAUUGAUGAACCAUCUGCAUAUUUGGAUUCUGAGCAGAGACUGAUGGCAGCUCGUGUUGUCAAACGUUUCAUACUCCAUGCAAAGAAGACAGCCUUUGUUGUGGAGCAUGACUUUAUCAUGGCCACCUAUCUAGCAGAUCGAGUCAUCGUUUUUGAUGGGAUUCCAUCUAAGAACACAGUUGCAAACAGUCCUCAAACACUUUUGGCUGGCAUGAACAAAUUUUUGUCUCAGCUGGAAAUUACAUUCAGAAGAGAUCCAAACAACUAUAGACCACGAAUAAAUAAACUCAAUUCAAUUAAGGAUGUAGAGCAAAAGAAGAGUGGAAACUACUUUUUCUUGGAUGAUUAGACUGAAUCUGAGAAUAUUAAUAAGCCAUUUAUUAAAAGAAACAUUUACUGGGAUUUUUGUCAUAUAUGACUAAUCAGGUUUUAUGGCCCCACAUACUCUGGAGCUUGAAGAAUGAUUUUUUUUAAUGUAACAUCCAAAGCCAGGUAUAUUGUAAAUUGUAGUCUGAGCACAAAAAAUGGAACUUUGCUGUUCUGAAAUGAUAAGGCCCUUUUUGUGCUUAAUAUUCUAAAAUGAAGACAUUUCAAACUAUACAAAUUACCUCCAAGUUUUCAUGAUAAAUGGAAGAUUUUCAGUAGGUGUAUUAUAUUCGUGUACCAAAUACUGACCAGUGUUGCCCCAUUUUAAAAAUCUUGACAAGAUUUCUGUACUUAUCUGGUUUGCCAAGUAUGCCAGUAUAAUGAAACUGCCCUAUUUUAAAAGCCAGUCAAAGACUACACUGAUGAUAUUUGAUAAAUAAACUUCAGGACUAUA